Messenger RNA from Hibiscus syriacus, 1402 nucleotides. RefSeq names its product probable aspartic proteinase GIP2. Gene Ontology annotation, molecular function: aspartic-type endopeptidase activity. Bases 43 to 1269 code for a protein of 408 amino acids. The transcript has a single exon. The record is from RefSeq and is a predicted model, not a curated record. Lineage: Eukaryota; Viridiplantae; Streptophyta; Magnoliopsida; Malvales; Malvaceae. Gene Ontology annotation, biological process: proteolysis.
GCAUCGCAUAUUUAAGAAUACAAACGCAUUUCCAGUCCUCCCAUGGCUUCCUUCACUCACUGCUUUCUUCUCUUUUUCACUUGCGUUCUCUGCUUCAGAAACGCGUUCCCUGUUCUGGGUUUUCGAUCAGAUUUCGUUUUGUUUCCCGUCGUUAAAGACGCUGCAACUCUUCAGUAUGUUGCGAGGAUUUCUCACGGCACUCCAUUGCGACGCACCGACCUCGUGGUUGAUCUCGGCGGUUCGUUUCUUUGGAUGGAUUGCGAUUCCGGACAGAAGUCUUCAUCAAACAGGUUGAUCCCGAGCUGCUCCGUCAACUGCUCGAGAGCAAAGUUCAAUGAUCCGGGAAGCAAGAGUUGUCUUUUAAACACCAAUUGUAAUGUGUUCCCCAACAAUGUUGUGACGGGAUUGGCCUCAGUAGGGGAACUGGUGGAGGAUAUCGUAGCCGUCGAUUCAGUUGACGCGUUAAAGGUAGGCGAAAUCACAACCGUUGACUACUUCAUCUUUUCUUGUGUACCGACUUUCCAUUUGCAAGGCUUGGCAAGUGGUGCCAAGGGGAUGGUGGGUUUAGGGAAAACUUCCAUUUCACUGCCGUCACAACUCAGUGCCUCAAUCGGGCACCCACAUAAGUUCAGUCUUUGCUUAUCAUCAUCAAAUGGUGUGCUAUUAACCGGCAGUGGAGAAACCCUUUUCGGGUCCAAAUUAACAAGGUCGUUAACGUACACACCCCUUGUCAUCAAACAAGACGACUACUCCAUUCAUGUUCAGUCCAUCAAGAUCAAUGGAAGAAGAUUGGGGUUGGGCAAAUUAGAGGCAAAGUUAAGCACAACCGUGCCUUAUGCCAUGAUGGAAAGCUCAAUCUAUGCAACGUUUUCCAAGGCGUACGUCGAGGCAGCCGCUUCGAUGAACAUGACCAGGGUGGCAACCGUGGCUCCAUUUGGAUUCUGCUUUAGUUACAAAGGGGUUAGGAACUCCAAGCACGGCCCUUUGGUGCCUGAAAUCGAUCUGGUUCUGCAAAGUAAGAUGGUGAAGUGGAGGAUUCAAGGGAGACAUUCAAUGGUGAAAGUAAGCCAAGAGAGCAUUUGCCUAGGGGUUUUGGAUGGAGGAAUGGAACAGAGUAGCCCCAUUGUAAUAGGAGGGCUUCAAAUGGAAGAUAACCUUCUGGAGUUUGAUCUCCAGAGCUCCAUGCUGGGAUUUAGCUCUUCUCUGUUGUUCAAGGAAACAACUUGUUCUUCCUCCUUACAAGAUUUCAAGUUGAAGCAGUUUAUGUAACUUCUCUUUCUUUCUUUUUUGAAGUUUUACUUUGUAAAGGCAAGCAUGAUGGUAUCCGUUGAUGCAAUUUGUGAAGCAUCAAUACUUGUAAUUUGAGGGGAGCACUGUAGCUUCCAGGUUUAAAGUUAUUACA